AUCUUCCCUCUUCGCUGCUUUCCCCGACACACUCAACUUCCGCAGAACCAAAAGACAUGGGAGGUGGCGCUAGAUAUCCAUACCCAAAGCAUGUGUGGUCCCCCUCUGGUGGUUGGUGGAGCCGUCCCGCAAAUUGGCGAGCUAACACGGUCGUAACUUUUGCUGGUAUGUUUGCCAUUGCGUACGGAGUUUGGAGUGUCAGUGCGGACCGUGAGGUCAGACAUAUUCAACCCGACCGACCAAUUCCGUCCAUGAUGUGGGCAAAACAGUAUAAGAACCAGUCUCAGGAGAGCUGAGACGGUGACGGCGGCUGGGAGUGUAUGCUUAAAUAACACGGAUCGUCUUGUCGCAGUCAGUUAUAUCCUUCACACAUAGAUUUUCUGGCACCUCUGCCUGACCCUUUCAAUUUUGCGAUUAUUGGGGACUGCCGAUUGAACUCAGGCUGGCCGUGAGACACCAGAGUGGCGUUGUCUCCGAGAAGUGUAGACUCCUUGCACGUCAGACUGGUUCUUAGACUGGUGACCAGUUCCUCUCUAUCAGAAAUUGUUCAGAAUGCCAUUGUAUUGACCCAUGUUGAAAC
Suillus paluster is the source of this 580-nucleotide messenger RNA. RefSeq lists its product as uncharacterized. The transcript is spliced from 5 exons. Lineage: Eukaryota; Fungi; Basidiomycota; Agaricomycetes; Boletales; Suillaceae. Bases 57 to 296 code for a protein of 79 amino acids. The record is from RefSeq and is a predicted model, not a curated record.